GGAAGCUUGAGCUAUAUAACUCACAGGCUGCUGCUCAUCCCUUUCGCCAGUGGAGUUUCACUACGAGCUUCUGCACCACACCGGGCAGACAGGAACACAAACACAAGCAAAAGCUGGCAGGCUGACACUUACGGGCAGCUUUACAGGACGGAUUAUCUGGUAACUGACCAUUUAGCUGUGACACACUCGGACUCCGUGUAAACGUGGGAUUUCGACCAUGAGCUCAGUCGCUGUACUUACGCAAGAAAGCUUUAAUGAGCAUCGCAGUGGCCUUCUGCCCGAACAGGGCAAAGCUGCUGUGGCAGGGCCUAGCGGUGUUGAAGAGGAGGAUAGCCUUCCCACCUACAAGGAUGCCUUUCCCCCUCUGCCUGAAAAGCCUUUGCCAGAGGGGUUACAGGAGACUGGAAAUGCCUGGACGUCUAAGAUCAAACCUCUCAAGUCCUCAUUAAUUACCCAGGUUUUCCAUGUGCCUCUGGAAGAGCGUAAGUACAAGGACAUUAACCAGUUUGGAGAAGGAGACCAGGCCAAAGUAUGUCUUGAUAUUAUGCACAAGACUGGAGCCCACCUGGAACUCUCCAUGGCUAAAGACCAAGGCCUCUCCAUAAUGGUCUCUGGGAAGCAUGACGCAGUCAUGAAAGCCCGCAAAGAGAUUGUGUCCCGACUGCAGACUCAGGCUUCAGCUACUGUGGCCAUCCCCAAAGAACAUCAUCGCUUUGUCAUCGGCAAGAGUGGGGAGAAGCUGCAGGAGCUCGAGCUGAAGACUGCCACCAAGAUCCAGAUCCCUAGACCCGAAGACCCCAGUAACCUCAUCAAGAUCUCUGGAACCAAGGAAGGCUUGGAGAAGGCCAAGCAUGAGAUCCUGCUCAUCUCUGCUGAGCAGGAUAAGCGUGCUGUGGAGAGAAUGCACAUUGAAAAGGUGUAUCACCCCUUCAUCACUGGAGCUUAUAGCAAGCUGGUGGGGGAGUUGAUGCAGGAGACAGGAGCCCGCAUUAAUGUCCCUCCACCAAGUGUGAACAAAACCGAGAUCGUCAUCACUGGGGAGAAAGAGCAGGUGGCCCUGGCCAUAGCCAAGAUCAAGAAGAUUUAUGAGGAGAAGAAGAAGAAUACCACCACUAUUGCAGUGGAGGUGAAGAAAUCUCAGCACAAGUAUGUAAUUGGGCCUAAGGGUAACACACUGCAAGAGAUCCUGGACAGGACUGGCGUCUCGGUUGAGAUCCCACCCCUCGACAGCAGCUCAGAGACGGUAAUCUUGCGUGGGGAGCCAGACCGGCUGGGCCAGGCACUAACUGAAGUGUAUGCCAAGGCCAACAGCUACACUGUGUCCUCAGUCUCUGCUCCUUCUUGGCUUCAUCGUUUUAUUAUUGGCAAGAAAGGACAAAAUCUGGCAAAGAUCACACAGCAAAUGCCCAAGGUGCACAUUGAGUUCACCGAGGGAGAGGACAAGAUCACACUGGAGGGUCCCACCAAAGAUGUACAGAUAGUACAUGACCAGAUUGAAGCCAUUGUUACAGAUCUGGUUAGCCGAAUGGACUACACUGAGAUUAGUGUAGACCCCAAGUUCCACCGACACUUAAUUGGAAAAGGCGGUGCAAACAUUAACCGCAUAAAGGAGCAUCACAAAGUGUCAGUCCGCAUUCCACCUGACCACGAGAAGAGUAACCUGAUCCGUAUCGAGGGUGACCCCCAGGGAGUGCAGGAGGCCAAGAAGGAGCUGCUGGAGCUAGCGUCACGCAUGGAGAAUGAGCGUACAAAGGACAUGAUCAUUGAACAGCGUUUUCAUCGAGUCAUCAUCGGACAGAAAGGGGAGAAUGUCAAGGAAAUUCGAGAUAAGUUCCCGGAGGUCAUCAUCAACUUCCCUGACCCAGCGCAGAAAAGUGACAUUGUACAACUACGUGGACCUCGCACUGAGGUGGAAAAAUGCACAAAGUUUAUGCAGAAAAUGGUGGCUGAAAUGGUUGAGAACAGCUUUUCUGUCUCAGUUCCCAUUUUCAAGCAAUUCCACAAAAACAUAAUUGGCAAAGGUGGAGCAAAUAUAAAGAAGAUCCGUGAAGAGACUAACACUAAGAUUGAUCUUCCCGCGGAAAACAGCAACUCUGAAAUGAUUGUCAUCACUGGAAAGAAGGCAAACUGUGAGGCAGCAAAAAACAGGAUUCUGGCCAUUCAGAAAGAACUGGCAAAUAUUACAGAGUUAGAGGUGUCCAUCCCCUCAAAACUGCACAACUCCCUUAUUGGAUCCAAGGGGCGUUUUGUGCGUUCCAUCAUGGAGGAGUGCGGUGGCGUGCACAUCCAUUUCCCAACAGAGGGCUCUGGCAUUGAUGCAGUGACAAUCAGAGGCCCCGUGGAGGAGGUAGAGAAAGCCAAGAAACAGCUGCUUUCCCUGGCAGAAGAAAAGCAAACUAAAAGCCACACAGUUGAGCUUCGUGCCAAACCUGAAUACCACAAGUUCCUUAUUGGAAAAGGAGGUGGUAAUAUCCGCAAGGUGCGGGACAGCACAGGUGCCAGGAUCAUCUUCCCUACUGCUGAAGAUAAGGAUCAGGAGUUGGUCACAGUCAUCGGUACAGAGGAAGCUGUAGCAGAAGCACAGAAGGAGCUGGAGGCACUUAUUAAGAGCUUGGAUAACGUUGUAGAGGAUUUCAUGACCGUCGAUCCCAAGCACCAUCGGUUCUUCGUGUUACGUCGCGGCCAAGUCCUGAGGGAGAUCGCUGAUGAGUAUGGUGGAGUUAUGGUCAGUUUUCCCCGAACUGGCACACAGAGCGAUAAGGUCACCCUAAAGGGAGCCAAAGAUUGUGUGGAGGCAGCGAAGAAACGCAUUCUGGAGUUGAUUGAGGAUUUGGAUGCACAAGUGACCAUGGAGUGUGUGAUCCCUCAGAAGUUCCACCGCUCCAUAAUGGGGCCUAAGGGCUCUCGGAUACAACAGAUCACUAAAGACCACAAUGUGCUGAUCAAAUUUCCAGACAGAGAGGACCAGCAAGCUCCAUCAGCUGAUGCUCCAGUUCAGGAGAAUGGAGAGGCCAAUGGAGAGGUGAAGGAGCCUGCCGAUCCUUUAGUCCCAAAGAAGUGUGAUGUCAUUGUGCUGUCUGGCCGCAAGGAGAGAUGUGAAGCUGCCGUUGAAGCACUAAAGGCUUUGGUUCCUGUGGCCAUUGCGGUGGAAGUGCCUUUUGAGCUUCAUCGCUACAUCAUUGGUCAGAAAGGAAGUGGAAUCCGCAAAAUGAUGGAGGAGUUUGAGGUUAAUAUUCAAGUGCCUGCUCAUGAGUUACAGUCUGACAUUAUCUCCAUUACUGGCCUGGCCUCUCAUCUUGACCGUGCUAAGGAGGGACUUCUUGAGCGUGUCAAAGAGCUACAGGCCGAACAGGAGGAUCGGGCUCUCAGGAGCUUCAAGCUGACUAUCACUGUGGAGCCCAAGUAUCACCCCAAGAUCAUUGGACGCAAGGGUGCCAUAAUCACCCAAAUCCGCAAUGAGCAUGAGGUCAACAUUCAGUUUCCAGAGAAAAAUGAUGAGAACCAGGAUCAGAUUACCAUUACUGGCUAUGAGCAGAAUGCUGUGGCAGCACGUGAUGCUAUUCAGGCUAUAGUGGGUGAACUGGAGGAAAUGAUCUCCGAGGACAUCACCCUGGACAGCAGAGUCCAUGCUCGAAUCAUAGGGGCACGUGGCAAGGGAAUCCGCAAAAUCAUGGAUGAGUUUAAGGUUGAUGUUCGGUUCCCUCAGAGUGGAGCUGCAGAUCCCAAUUUAGUGACUGUGACUGGUCGUCCAGAACAGGUUGAUGAAGCCAUUGAUCACCUUCUAAACCUGGAGGAGGAAUAUCUGGCUGAUGCAGUUGAAAAUGAAGCCAAAAUGGCCUAUAUGAAGCCUUCUGGUUCCACUGCCUCCAGCAUGGAAGAACCUCGAGGCCCAUCCAAGGGCUUUGUUGUGCGGGAGGCUCCUUGGGCAUCUGGCAAUGAAAAGGCCCCCGAUAUGAGCAGUUCUGAGGAAUUCCCCAGUUUUGGUGCACCUGUGACUAAUGCGAGAUCGUCUCCAUGGGGACCCAAACGUUUUUGAAAUGAGUGUCCUUCAGUGGUUGCAACCUCCUGGUUCCACUUACUAUAAUCCCUCAUUUGGAUGUGGAUUGACACCUUACCAUGACAACCCUAACCCCCCCCCCCCCCCCCCCCACCCCCCCGGCCAACUUAUCAGCACAUUUCCUCUGCUCAAAUUUAUUCUGCUAAUAAGGGUUUUGAUGAUGCUCUGUGACCCUUGUAAACAAAAGUGAUGAUAAACAUUAUUAUGGGUGUGGCCUCUACCAGGUUCACCUGAAUUGGUAUGAAAUAGUGUGACCUGUUUGCAUUUAAGCGAGAAUCUCAAAUUGAAGGAAAACGAAAGUAGUCUUGGCCAUAUUUCAGGUCUGUAACAAUCCAGGUUUAAGUGAAUCUUGAUAUGACUUAAAAACUAUUUCAUUACAAAUGUUAUUUCUUGGGUUUAUUAAGCUGCUCUGUCUCAUAGUUGCCUUCGCAGUAGGGUUUGGGGAAAAUGUACUGUAUACCUCUGAAAGAUGUUGCUUCUGGUUAAAGUCAGAAUAAUUCAUAGGAAAUGGGUGACCAGCUGUACUUUUGUCUGGUUCCCUGGGGUAGCCGUUGUGUUGCAGACAUUUCGCUGGUCUCUUUCCCCAUUCCUAAUUCCCUAUCUCUGGGAAAUUAUUCCAUGCAGCCUUUACAGCUUUCCAUCUUAAUGGGGGUCUAUUCACUACAAAGUAUUUUCAAACUGCCAUUUGCUUUGGAAGUCCCAGGAAUAUUAUCUCAUGAAGUAGAACUCUCAAGGUUCCACAAGUCUCUAAAACGUACACUAAACUGCUUAUACUCUUUCAUUUUGUUUUUGAUAUUCAGAAAUCAUGUGUAUGAAAGAUUAUAAUAUUUGGAAGAAU
This is a messenger RNA of Carassius carassius (crucian carp), 4895 nucleotides long. Its product is annotated as vigilin-like. Gene Ontology annotation, molecular function: mRNA binding. Lineage: Eukaryota; Metazoa; Chordata; Actinopteri; Cypriniformes; Cyprinidae. The record is from RefSeq and is a predicted model, not a curated record. The coding region runs from base 218 to 4036 and encodes 1272 amino acids. Gene Ontology annotation, cellular component: nucleus; cytoplasm. The transcript is spliced from 28 exons.